Lolium perenne is the source of this 393-nucleotide messenger RNA. The record is from RefSeq and is a predicted model, not a curated record. NCBI's taxonomy places the organism in Eukaryota, Viridiplantae, Streptophyta, Magnoliopsida, Poales, Poaceae.
AUGACCGACCCGGACCUCGCCCACCGCACCUACAUCGGGCCCAUGACGCCGCCGCUCGUCGAGGGCAUCAUCGCCAGCGAGCGCCCCGACGCGCUCCUCCCCACCAUGGGCGGACAGACCGCGCUCAACCUCGCCGUCUCCCUCGCCGAUUCCGGCGCGCUCGACCGCCUCGGCGUGCGCCUCAUCGGCGCAUCCCUCCGGCCAUCCGCAUGGACGAGGACCGCCAGUUCUUCAAGCAGGCCAUGGACCGCAUCGGGCUCAAGACACCGCCCUCAGGCAUCGGGACCACCCUUGAGGAGUGCCUCGACAUCGCCCAGGACAUCGGCGAGUUUCCUCUCAUCGUCUCACAGCGAGAAGGAGCGGGGCUCGGGACAGAUCUCCGGCAGGCGGUAG